Molecule: messenger RNA, 1998 nt
Organism: Lachancea sp. 'fantastica'
Lineage: Eukaryota; Fungi; Ascomycota; Saccharomycetes; Saccharomycetales; Saccharomycetaceae
Source: the annotation of a GenBank genome assembly
AUGCAUCGUACCGGAUAUUCGUCGCGCGACGAUGUCAGCGUCAACUCCUUUAUAUCGUCUUCUGGAGAUGCAAGCCCGUUCGGGGAUCUUGACCCCAGGGCCAGAUCGACCUCGGAUUUGUUCGAAGUACCAGUGGGUCGUAUCAAACCGAAGCUUUACAAACGUUCCUCAACAUCUUCUGCCACAUGCAACCCUCAAAACUUUCAACGGACCAGUCGAAAUUUGUCGUUGAUACCCGAGCAGGCCCAAUUGCCAAACUUGCCGUCACACACUUUAACACCCUACCAGAAACAAAGAAAGCGUAUGAAAAACAGCUUCCAAUUCCCAAACGGUGAAAACUUCACCCCCAAGCAAAAACCCGUCAAAGCUUUCCCCUCUUACACUGAAAAUACCCACAGACGUGGACUACCGAAAUCAGCAAGCUGCAGCAAUUUUCACGCUGGCGUGGAUCGACCAGGUUUCUCUGUGGUGCCGGAAAGGCCCGAUCCCGCCGUUCGCUCUGGAAGCUUCACAACAGCGACCAUUUCGAGCAUACCAAUGCCUCCGACAAAUCGUUUCCACAAAUCCGCAAGUACUUCCAGAUUGUCGCAAGAGGCGAUGUUCAGAAGUAAUCAAGCGCCAACCGUUUUAAACACACCGAGCGGUAGACCCCCAACUCAUUCCUCUACUAGGUCCGCUCCAACAUAUCUCACUAGCGAUUCCAACAAUAAUUUAUCAAAAACGCAGGCCGUUUCCAGUAAUAAUUCCACAAACAGCACCAACAGUAUGCGAAGUGAGAAUGUUGUGAGCAGCAACACAAGCACAGAUGCAAGUGAAGCUCCCUUAAAGCCUGUUACGGCUGUUAAAGAUGUUCCUCCAAUCUCUCAUUCCCUAAAGCCUUCUUUGCCUGCGCGAGUAUUGUCAGCGCCCAAGAAAGCACCUGUCUCUACUUAUGCUCACACGGUGACAACAAAACCAACUCCUUUGGUCAAACCUGUACAGAAAAGUCCAUUGGGUGAGUCGGAUAAACAAAGUGUUAGGAAUGGGCUGAAAAGAUCUUCUUCUUCUCGAAUAAGUUCCUUUUUCAGAAAGCUAUUACCAACGAAGAAGUCCAAAAAGGAGACUGUAGAGAGCAGACCAGCGUUUUUCAAAAGAAAAACCUCGAGCCUUGCUGAGGCCAAACUCGUCGAAACACCAAGCAUUUCGGUAUCUCGUCCAAGCCAUUCGCCCUCCAAUGAGAAUGUCACUUUUUCUGAAAAAGCAGAGGUAAAGGAAGUCGAUAUGGACGAUGCUAACGACGGUGACAAUGAAGUGGAUGAAUUUGACGACGAUGAUGACCAACUUCUUGACAUAGACUUGGUUUUUGACAGCUUACUACUGAAGAACGACCACCCUAUCACCACCGCACCAAAAGCACGCGAGACACCACAACAGGCCAUUUCAAGGGAUGCAGAACCUUCAAAACCAGUAGAUAAAAACCAGACAACCACGGAGGAGAGCAAUAUAGACUACGGGCUCAUAGAAGAAUUUUCUCGGCUGGGAAGCUUCAUCGCCGAUGGGUAUCAGCCACCUGAAAAUUCACUGGUGAUGUCCCCUCCACCCCGAUCUCUCAGAAGACCUCUUUUGGCCAACAAAGAGUCGGUGGCUGGAUUCUAUCGGAAGCAUUCAUCUGAAAACAAAACCUCAGACCCCGAUGAAAGGCUAGAUGCCAAUUUGAAGCGGGAGUGGGAAAACGUUUAUUACGACACGGUCAUUGCCAUCGUGGCUGUCCAUCAGCAGCCUGUCAAGGAAGUGCAGCCCAAAAAGCUGAGAUUCGGACAAGCUGUUUAUGUUAAAGACACGUAUGCGGCUAAUGAUUACGAAAGAAGUGACAAGAAAUUCAUCCGUGCUCGUCGCCGGAUGAUGCAAACUCAGAACAUGGCGUUCAUUCAAGCCGUGAAGCAUCAACUCAACGACUUCAAAAGAGAGGAAAUGAAGGUUCACAAUGAAAGUCUCAAGAACACUCACUACUUUCUGUAG